Molecule: messenger RNA, 2394 nt
Organism: Galeopterus variegatus (Sunda flying lemur)
Lineage: Eukaryota; Metazoa; Chordata; Mammalia; Dermoptera; Cynocephalidae
Gene: FGF21
Product: fibroblast growth factor 21
Exons: 7
Coding region: 1667-2296 (209 amino acids)
Biological process (GO): positive regulation of protein phosphorylation; cell differentiation; animal organ morphogenesis
Cellular component (GO): cytoplasm; extracellular region
Molecular function (GO): growth factor activity; fibroblast growth factor receptor binding
Source: RefSeq, a predicted model, not a curated record
AAGACGAGGUUAGGUUCUGAAAAUGGGCGUGAGGCACCUGUGUCUGGGGGCGCCGAAGUCGCGUCACGCCUGAAGGAAGGAAAAACUUCAACCCCAGCAACUCCUGGAGCAGGCUCCACCCAAACGCGAUUCCUGGAGUUCCCGAGCUUAAUGGGAAUUGUAGUUCACCCUAUAAAAAGCCACCGUUGCCUGGGAAACGGCGAUGUAGUUGGGUUCCUAGAUCCGUGAGGAAGGGCUGGGAACAGUCUUACGGAUUCCUGAGGGUGGAGGAGCCCGGAGCCUGGACUCCUAGGUGAGCAUCUCGCUCUGCAGGCGGAGGGUCCCAGGCGGGUGGCGGCCCAUGGCCGGGACCCAGCUGGUAGUGGCUAAGAAGAUGGUGGAGCUGAGCGGGGCUCAGUGUGGAGUGUUCAGUUCGUAGGCUGCUCCAUGAAGCCUGAUUGGAAGACCAGGUCCAGUGGCUCUGUUCUCCCUCGCUUCCAAGAAUGGUCUCACCCACUACUGCGCAAGUUCCAGGCCCUGGGAUCUCUGCCCACCCCUCAUUUCCCCGAGUGGUUUUUUCCAUGAUCCCACAACUCCAAAGGGUCCGACGCCUAACUGCGACUCUCUAGACGGGCAUGCCACGGAAGCAACGUUUUCCGAGAACGUGAACGGAGAGCACCGGAGUGAAGGACGGUUCCUGUUCCCUGCCUCACGCGGAGGCCGCUGCAGUUGGCGCCAGGGACAAAGGCCUCUCCUCUCCUGCUGACCCAAAGACCUUCCUUUGUCGAAAGCCUCUCCGCAGGCCCACCCACCCAGGGCUAUUUUGUGAGCACCAGUUGAGGCCUGUGAUAGCUGCUCUGGUGAAAGAAACACCAGGAUUGCAUCAGAGAGGAAGAGGAGGCUGGGGCGUUCAGGAUCUGAGCAUCUGAGCAGGGGUUGGUAAGGUUGGCCCACAACCCGGUGAGAGGCUUCCAGGUGAGGACACUUGUGUUUCUGCUGAGGACACUUCUUUCAUGUGACAUCUGCUGUUUCCUGAUGAUCAAAGAACCUCAGUGUCAGACCCCCCAGAAACCCAGAAAUUCAGGUGGGACUCAGAAAUUCCACUUAUGCAACACAAUCUGCAUCAGUCAACGAGGGCAGUAGUUUUUCAGGAUCCCAGUCCCCUCCUCCCUCAGACCCAGAAGUCGAGGCCCCCAGCUCCCUCCUCCUUCAGACACAGGAGUUUGAGACCCCAGAUCCUUCUUCCUGAGACCUAGGUAUCUUGGCCCCCAGCUCUUUUCACCAGGGUCCCAGUUAAUCAGGUCCUCAUUGCACCUAUCCCCCAGACCCAGGAGUCCAGGCCUCCAGCUCGAAGGACCCUCAGAUUGCAUCAUCCAUCUGUUCAGGCUGCUCUGGCCACGGUGGAAUUCUAGCUCCUGCCAAGUGGGUCAAAUAUCAUGAGUCAGGCACAGAGAGGAUGAUUGGGCGGGUCUGUCUGGGUAUAAAUUCUGAAGCUUCUGCAUCUGUCCCAAGAGACUUGGGUGUCCUGUCAGCUAGGGAUCUACAAGAAAGAAGACCCAGGUACUGGGGCCAUCUGAGCAACAAUCUGUGAAUCUGCUUUCCUGAGCAACCGGGACCUGGAACUGAAUCUAGACCACUGAGCCCUCAAACCUCACACCUCAGACCUUGCCUGCAGACUGAACCAUUGAUGGGCUGGGAUGAGGCUGGGUUCGAGACCCUGGGAUUGUGGGUCCCUGUGCUGGCUGUCCUUCUGCUGGGAGUCUGCCAGGCACAUCCCAUCCCUGACUCCAGCCCCCUCCUCCAAUUCGGGGGCCAAGUCCGGCAGCGGCAUCUCUACACAGACGACGCCCAGGAGACAGAAGCCCACCUGGAGAUCAGGGCGGAUGGCACAGUGACAGGGGCUGCCCACCGGAGCCCCGAAAGUCUCUUGGAGCUGAAAGCCUUGAAGCCAGGAGUUAUUCAAAUCCUGGGAGUCAUGACAUCCAGAUUUCUGUGCCAGAGGCCAGAUGGGACACUGUAUGGAUCGCUCCAUUUUGAUCCUGAGGCCUGCAGCUUCCGGGAACUGCUUCUUGAGGACGGAUACAACGUUUACCAGUCAGAGGCCCAUGGCCUCCCCCUGCGCAUGCCCCAUCACAACUCCCCAUCCCGGGACCUGGCCCCCAGGGGACCAGCCCGCUUCCUGCCGCUGCUGGGCCUGCCCCCAGUACCUCUGGAGCCACCAGGGAUCCUGGCCCCAGAGCCCCCCGAUGUGGGUUCCUCGGACCCUCUGAGCAUGGUGGGGCCUUCACAUGGCCAAAGCCCCAGCUAUGCUUCCUGAAGCCACAGGCUAUUUAUUAUUGGGUCUCCUCUUUAUUUAUUGUUAUUUAUCUUAUUUAUUUUUUUAUUUUUCUUACUUGUGAUAAUAAAGAACCCGAG